Messenger RNA from Nicotiana tabacum (common tobacco), 1579 nucleotides. Its product is annotated as putative high mobility group B protein 11. Lineage: Eukaryota; Viridiplantae; Streptophyta; Magnoliopsida; Solanales; Solanaceae. Gene Ontology annotation, molecular function: DNA binding. The record is from RefSeq and is a predicted model, not a curated record.
UGGAGGAAUGAAAGUGUGUUCUCUGCUGCUACUGUGUGCAUUUUCUCAGCAUGGCGGCAGAGGAUCAGAAAAACAAGACGAAUAAGACCAUUAUAACGGAGAAGAAAAUCUACGGCGAAGAUAAGUAUUCCGGUGCCGGAAGUUAUUAUGCAUGUAGCUUCUGGUCGCCUGUAGUUAUCGGCAAUGUCUCUGCAAUGCAGAGUGGACAGAGUUACAAAGAUGGAAAAGAUGGCUUCUAUGAAAAGCUUAACAAGUUGAACGAGUCCUCAGGACUUAGUCUUGUCUUUAACUUUAGAGAAACAGCCCUGGAUUUGUAUCUUUUCUAUGAAGAAGUCACUAAAAGAGGUGGAUUUAAUCAGGUUACUAAGGAUGCUAAGUGGGGUGAAGUUGCAUCUUCUUUGCAUGUGAAAAGCAACGUCGUAAUGUUCCCAACUCAACUUCAGAAGGUCUACGAAAAUCUUCUUCUCCAAUUUGAGCAAAUGUAUUACUAUCGAAGUCGAGGAAAAGCAACUAUACCACCACCUAGUCAUCAAGUUUCUGCUACUGCUAGGGCAGUAUCAUUAAAAGGUUAUAAUCUUUCUUUAGGUUCUGGGGAUAGCAUAGAUGACUCGGCCGGGAAAAGGAAAUAUUGUGAUUGGUCAUCUCCUGUGGUGUUACCACACUCCAAUGAUAGGAACAGUCCAGUAAAAAAAAGGAAGUGCACUAAUGAUUGUUGCCUAGUUUCAACAGUAGGGCCAGAGACACCAGAGCAAAAAUCUCAGAUUUCAGCAACCAACACUUAUCUGAAGAAAGACCCCGGUGCCCCAACAAGAACGAGGAGUGCAUAUCAGAUUUACCUCAAGGUGGAAUGUGAAAGACUAAAGAAAGUACUUGGGGAGAGUUCUGGCGCUAAGAAAAUAAGGGAAAUGGCAAUCAAUAGUUGGAGGACUCUAUCUGAAAAUGACCGAAAGCCUUAUAUCGAGGCAAGUAACAAGGACAGGGAAAGAUAUUACAGAGAAAUGGCUGCUUAUAAACAGCAUACAAAGAAAGGAACUGUAAAGGAUCAAAACUCUUACAGCAGUUCAGCCCUUAGUUAUAUUAACUUUGGUGCACCACCAGAAACUGAUAACGCGUACUAUGUGACUUUGCAAGCUGAUGCUGGAAGCGACAUUGUCCCAGAUGAAUCCUUGAUUGAGUCCACGGUACAAAUGUUGGAGAACGCUAACCCAAGUGACCCCAUAUCUCAGAUAGAUAAUUGGGGCUGUUUUACGUAGUUGAGGCGAACCAUAUGUGCUAUGGAGUCUUUUGCUAGCAGCUUUUGAUAAGGGCGUGUUAUUGCUUAGUGGUUUUUGGAAGGUAUGUAUAUCUUUGUAUAUGAGGAUGUAUAGCUCAGAACCUUAGCAUGGUGUUUUGAGGAUGUAUAUCUUUUUGUCUUUGGAAAUUAGCAUGUCAAGAAGCAGUGUUUCUAGUUCUAGAGAAAUGCACUUGAAAUUGCAUGUUGGUGCCUGCAAAUUUUGUAAAAGGGUCCGUGUGCUCUUCUAGUUAAGGGAAGUUUCCACAGAUUUUGUAUAAAGCAAUACCUACUUUUGCAUCUACAAGC